Messenger RNA from Hemicordylus capensis (graceful crag lizard), 1537 nucleotides. It is a transcript of the gene SOHLH1, whose product is annotated as spermatogenesis and oogenesis specific basic helix-loop-helix 1. Bases 221 to 1216 code for a protein of 331 amino acids. Gene Ontology annotation, biological process: regulation of DNA-templated transcription; spermatogenesis. The transcript is spliced from 8 exons. The record is from RefSeq and is a predicted model, not a curated record. Lineage: Eukaryota; Metazoa; Chordata; Lepidosauria; Squamata; Cordylidae. Gene Ontology annotation, cellular component: nucleus. Gene Ontology annotation, molecular function: protein dimerization activity; RNA polymerase II cis-regulatory region sequence-specific DNA binding; DNA-binding transcription factor activity, RNA polymerase II-specific.
AGCUGCGAGCAAUCAAGUUGCGCGCCGCGCGCAGAGUCACGUUGCUGGGAGGGAGCGCGCUCCGGCACGCCGCAGGCUCGCUUUCUGCCGAGCUGUCCUUCUGGGGGUGGCGAGGUCACUGAGCGCCCCCCUCCCUCCCUCCCGGAGUCGUCCGUGCAAAGAGCCUGGCGCUUGGGGAGGUCAUCUGACAAGCUCUUCCGAGGAGGAAAAGAGGAGGAAAAUGUCACUUCAGCUGCACGAACUGGAUAGCAACAGACGGAACGUUCUGGAAAGACGCAGGAGGAAGAGAGUCACUGUGAGCUGCGAGCAUCUUCGGAAACUUCUGCCCGCCUUCGGUGGACGGCGGGAAGACAUGGCCUCCAUCUUGGAAAUGACGGUGGAAUACCUGCAGCUGGCCCAUCGGCAUGUCCCAAAGGACCAACGUCCCGCCGACUGGCGGAGCCAGAAGGACCGGCGGAGCCAGAAGAUGCUCGAGCCAGAAGAUGCUCGAGAAGAUGCUCGAGGCGGCACCCAGACCCGGGUUGGGUUGGCCAAGCCCUCCGACGCCAUCCAGACACCCCUCGAGGAAACGGAAGAGCCUCCUUCGGAGCAGAGCCUUGCAACAGACGCAGCCGCUCUCAUGAGGACGGGUUGGCCCAGAUGCUCAAGAGAGAAGCUGCUCUCUCUCCAAAUGCCAGACACGCGGCCAAGAGAGGAGUUCACCCCUGUGGGCUUCGUUGCAGAGGGGGGAGCUGUGACUUCCGGAGAUCCCAGGCCUCCCGAAGAAGGUACCCGCCUGCUCUGUACCAAACAGGAUCCAUCUCCGCUGCUCAGCUCCGCAUCUCUCUCUUUCUCUCCUGGACCUUCUGUCCAAGGCAACUUCCUGGCACCUUCCUUAAGAAGCUCACCUCCUUCGGGACUGGACGGGUCAGCGUCCGAGCUCGAAACACAAGGGGAACUCCUGUUUGACGCUGCUGCUGGGCCAGGGGCCGGAGUGGAGCCGGAAGGCGGCCCAUCGCGAGAAUUGCUGUCCUGGCUGAAAGAGCAAGAAAGGGAGUUGCUUCGAGAAUUUGAGCUGCCCGCUGAGGACCUCCCCGGUGCCAGCUGGGCGGGCGAGACGAGUCCUCGCGUUCUCGCUUCGCUGGAAGAGAUGGAGAGGAGUUUCUUGGAAAUGUAUGGGCUGCUCGCUCCGGACCAAGAACAGGAACAGGUCUCGGGUUCGGCAUCGCUCUGCUAAAUCACGACUCCCACAACGCCCCAAGUAACGGGAGGACCGUUAUCUCUCAGUGCGUCUCAGGAACUCCCUGUCUGUCAAGAGUUCGCCCCUUAAGGCAAAGACCCCUCUCCCUCCUCCCCUGGGAGGAUUUGGGAAAGACCGGUUUGAGGUAUGUUUGGUUUGGCAAGCCCUCCACACAUAAUCAGAGCAAAGGCAGCUCUGAGGUGGAAACGCGUUCCUUAGUCUCUUAUGCCCUUUUGAAGAGAGGAAUCCAGUCCGAGCGUGGAUGGCAUUUUGGCUGCACAACUGGAGUACACACUUGCAGCACUUGGGAGUUUAGAG